AUGAAGCCGCGCGCAAAAGUGAGGGUCCCAAGGAGGGGAAUGACGGGUAAAAGUGAAAAUGACGACUUUGCCUCAGUAUGGGGUAUACUUGCUUCGUCGAUACGCGAAAUACACACAAAAAACUCCUCUCAGCUCUCAUUUGAAGAACUCUAUCGCAAUGCCUACAAGCUGGUCCUGCGCAAGCAGGCUAUGGACCUGUACGAAAAAGUGGCUGAUCUGGAGAAGGAUUGGCUAUAUAACGAAGUCCGCAAACAAGUCGCAGCCUUGAUUACCCCCGCCCUUCUUACAAUUACCGACUCUAUUGAUGCGACCGAGCACGCCAACGAAAGAAAGGCGGCCGGAGAGCGGCUAUUGACAAAGCUCAAGGAAGUCUGGGAAGACCACCAGCUCUGCAUGGGCAUGAUCACUGAUGUCUUGAUGUACAUGGACCGUGUGGUGAUGCAAGAGCUUAGGAAUCAAUCCAUAUACGAUACGUCAAUGUUUUUAUUCCGUGACUGUGUGCUGAGAGCAGAUAUUGGUGAAGAAGCGAACGCUACGAUCGGCUCCGUUUUCGAAAACACAAUGUUGUUCAUGAUACUGCUUGAACGUGAAGGUGUCAUAAUAGACCGUGCAUUAAUCAAACACUGUGUUUACCUAUUGGAUGGUCUAUAUGAAGAUGGUAUGGAAGACCCAUCCGGGAAACUAUACCAUACCACCUUCGAACCCGCGUUCCUUGAGGCGAGCCGCAAGUACUAUGCGGCAGAGGGCCAACGUCUACUUACAACCACUGAUGCGGCGACAUUUUGCAAGCGAGUUACGGGUAGGAUUAAAGCAGAGCAAUCCUUGUGUCGGCAGACUCUAUCCCCUGUGACGGAGGCUAAGGUCAUGGAAGUCAUCGAUGACUGCUUGAUCAGACACUAUAUCGGAGAAGUAAUCCGUAUGGACGACAGCGGUGUCAAGUACAUGAUUCAGAACGACCGGCUAGAAGAUCUUCGAAAUGUAUUCGAACUUAUUGCUCGCAUUGAUGCGAAGAAAGCUGCAUUGACCAGGGUUGUUCAGCAGACAGUUGUUGAAUACGGGACUGCUAUCAACAAUGCGGCUAAAGAACUUUCACAGAAUCCACCAGCUCCCUCAACAAUAGAACCAGGGAAGAAACCUUCAGCAGCAGAGGAAAAACCGCCUGUUCUAAACGUGCAGACGGCAGCAGCUAUAAAGUGGGUGGAUGAUGUUCUCAAACUUAAGGCGAAAUUUGAUCGAAUAUGGGAAGAGGCUUUUGUUAAGGACCAGGCCCUACAAACUUCUCUUACUUAUAGCUUCUCAGACUUUAUCAAUGUCAACCCUCGAGGCACUGAGUAUCUUUCCCUCUUCUUUGACGAGAAUUUGAGGAAAGGCAUCAAGGGGAAGACGGAAGAAGAGGUUGAUACCUUGAUUGAAAACGGCAUCACCCUCCUACGGUACAUUCGGGACAAGGAUCUCUUCGAAACUUACUACAAAAAACAUUUGUCUCGUCGUCUGCUUAUGAAACGGUCAGCAAGCAUGGAUGCUGAGCGCCAAAUGAUUGCAAAGAUGAAGAUGGAAGUAGGAAAUACGUUCACACAGCGGUUGGAGUCGAUGUUCAAAGACAUGGCUGUUUCUACUGAUCUCACCACCAACUAUCGGGAUUAUAUCGCACAGCAAGGUGAUCCUGAUAUUAAACGGAUCGAACUGGAGAUGAGCGUUCUCACAAGUACCAUGUGGCCUAUGGAGAUUAUGAGCAGCUACAGCAGAGACGGCCAGGUUCAGCUUCCCUGCAUCUUCCCGAAAAAUGUAGAAUCUCUCAAGCAGAGCUUCGAACGGUUCUACCUUGACAAGCACAGCGGUAGGAAACUGUGGUGGCUCCCAGGAAUGGGUACAGCGGACAUCCGCGCAACGUUCACACGGCCCAAUGGCAAGGUUGAGCGGCAUGAUCUGAACGUCUCAACGUAUGCGAUGGUCAUUCUACUUUUGUUUAACGAUAUGCCUUCCGGCGAAUCCCUCACAUUUGAAGAAAUCCAGGAAAAGACCAGAAUUCCUACCAAUGAACUCAUUCGAAACCUCCAAUCGCUUGCCGUGGCGCCGAAGACUCGAGUUCUACGUAAAGAGCCCAUGAGCAAAGGCGUGCAGCCAUCGGAUAAGUUCUCCUUCAACGAACAAUUCACAAGCAAGUUCACGAGAUUGAAGAUCGGUGUCGUCAGCGCUGGCGGUAACAAGGUAGAAAACAAAGAAGAAAGAACGGAUACUGAGAAAAAGACCAGUGAAGAGCGAGGUAACACGAUUGAAGCUGCCAUUACAACGGAAAACAUUGGCUCAUUCGCAGUGAUUACGGAGGCAAUCUCGCAGCUUGCAGCUCGUUUCACGCCAGACGUAAACAUGGUGAAGAAACGAAUUGAAAGUCUCAUCGAUCGGGAGUACCUGGAACGUAUCACCGACUCAGACCCCCCGGCUUACUCCUACGUUGCGUAG
Molecule: messenger RNA, 2460 nt
Organism: Nannizzia gypsea CBS 118893
Lineage: Eukaryota; Fungi; Ascomycota; Eurotiomycetes; Onygenales; Arthrodermataceae
Product: Cullin-3
Exons: 3
Coding region: 1-2460 (819 amino acids)
Biological process (GO): protein ubiquitination; ubiquitin-dependent protein catabolic process
Cellular component (GO): Cul3-RING ubiquitin ligase complex
Molecular function (GO): ubiquitin protein ligase binding
Source: RefSeq, a predicted model, not a curated record